AUGACGGAUCUCUUUAAAGACGCACCGCAGCAGAAGGACGAUCUCUGGCUUCUCCUGCUGCAUGAGGUAGCGUAUUGGCGCAAACUACCGGAGAUCCGCGGGGAUCCCGGUUUGUUCGCCCUAGCGGAGGAGAGCUGGGAUCUCCUCCAGGCGGUUACCGCACUGACGGAGGAACAAACAAUGGCGGAAGUGCGCUCUCUCCUUCAGCAGCUCGUCAACCAGGUAAAGGAGAAGUGGCUCCGGCCUCUCUCCUGCACGGAGGUAACCCCGCCCCCACCUACCGGUCCUGGUCGGCGGAAAAAGAAGAGGCGAAGAGGGAAGGGAGAAGAAGCCGCUCCGACUCUCUUCCUGGGGACUUGCUCUCUGCACCCCGCCUGGGAUGACACCGCCGCUACCCGCCUGGCCAGCUCCCAUCUGGAGAAGCCACCUCCGAUGGAGGCGUACUAUUACCGGCCGGAGCACCUGGGUCAAGGUGGGAGACGCGCCAUUAGGGACGCUAUUCCCCGGGUCCCUAGAGCCCUUAAAGGGACAGCACCAGCUCGCUCGGCGUUCCUCCUGGUGCCCGUUCCGGAUCUGCCCAUCCCCUGCUCGUCCGUGGAUGAGGCGGCAUCACCGGCAGCCACCCCACCUAUGUCCUCACUGGCCACCUCCCAAGGAGAAGAGACUCCUGUUCCCCCAGCACUAGUCCCAGUCCCCGAGGAGGUCCCGGACAACCAGCACCCAGCUCCUUUUUCCUGUGAGGAAGAGGAGCUAGAGUGGGACCCCCCGGGGGCCUUCCUGAGGACUCCCUCGCCCUUGCCCCGUUUUCACAGACCAUCGUCCCCUUCUCUCUCUUCUGUCAUGUGGUGGCUGUUUGUCCUCUGGCUGUGGGGGUGCUGGCUGCCCCCUGGUCUUCCACACUGCACUACAGAGAGAAACCCCCUCCAGUGCCAGAAGGCCCAGAUGGUACCUGGGUCGAACCUGGCAGGUGAGGGCUUUGAUGUAGUCACCAUGGAGCGUAAAGGUGCCUACAUCAUCGACGUGGAGCACUGGCAGAGGAAAGCAGACAACUCCUGCACGCUGUGCACCAACCCGUACCUGAACAAUGAGAAGCAGAAGCUGCCACUGGCACUAGUGGAUUGGAGAGCUGAGCUUGACUGCAAGAAGGAGGUGGUCAGCAGCAUCUAUGAAUCCAGUGAGCAGUUCGUUGAAAGCGGCCAGAGUGGGGUGGACAUCAGCUGGAAAGUGGGACUUGAUCUCAUCAGUCCUCGAUCAGGAUCUCUCAUGGUAGGAGGUACCCACUCAAAACAGGCCAGUAAAGCUAUGGAGAUGUCCAAGAAGGACAAGUACAGCUUCAUUAAACAGGAGUUCCACUGCAGCUACUACAGGUACCGAGUGGAGAACAGCCCGCCCCUCCAUACGGAGUUUGCACGCAACCUUGAGCUCCUCCCCCCUCAGUAUAACAGUGUCACCAAGGAAGACUACCGCCGCCUACUGGACAUCUACGGGACUCACUUCAUCAGGAAGGUGCAGCUGGGCGGCCGCGUGAGCAGCACCACCGCAUUCCGGUUCUGCCAGGCGGCGCUAAACGGCUACACUGAGACUGAGGUGAAAGACUGCCUGGAGGUGGAGACCUCCGUGCCCAUAAAGUAUGUUACUGUUAAAGCUAAGGCUGACUUCUGCAAGCGUGACAAGAAAACACACAAUAACAAGAACAGCUUCCACAGCCAGUUCACAGAAAGGAUCAAUGAAGUAAAGGGAGGUCAGCACAUGGUUUCUGACCUCCUGUUUUCUGACAAGCCUGAAGCCAUGCAGAAGUGGCUGGACAGCCUGAAGACCAUGCCGGGAAUCAUCACCUACUCUCUCCACCCCCUGCAUUAUCUGGUGCAGAAGCCAAAGACCAAAAAGGCGGCGCUGAAGAAGGCAGUCCAGGACUACAUCCUGGAGAAGGCCCUAUACAAGCACUGCUCCAAGAAAUGCUCAGGAGGUUCGACACCCAGCAAACAUGACCCCUGCCGCUGUGUCUGUGUAGCCAGUGAACAAACCAACUGCGACUGCUGCCCAACUAUGCUGGGCCUGGCCCAAGUGACGGUUACGGUGAAGCGGGCCCGGGGCUUGUGGGGAGACCAAUAUCAUGAAACCGAUGGCUUUGUCUACAUUGCUCUGGCCAGCAAAAAUAUUCAGACCAGGGUGAUCCACAACAACAACAACCCGACCUGGAACAGCGAGUUCCCAUUUGGUACCAUUCGGCUCUCGUCUGACACAAAGAUGAGGCUGGAAGUGUGGGACGAAGACAAGAUGUGGUACAAAUGGUGGAAUGACAAGCUGGGAGAGUGCACGAUCAAUCCUGUUAGUGGCUUCCAUGAUGAAAUCUGUCCGCUGAGCCAUGGCAACCUCUACUACUCCUAUAAGGUGGAGUGUGCUCCUGGGCUCACAGGAAAGCAUUGCAGAAACUACGCCCCUUCUCCUAUGAACCCCAGACUGGCCGACCUUUACACAUCCCGGAAUGCCUUCAACGUCACGCCCGUUCUCCUGGAGCGCCUCAGAAGGGGGCAGUCCAUCGAGGAUCCCCUGCCGUUUCUGUCAUCCAGCAGGAGUGAUAAUAAGACGCUGGGCUCCUCAGGUGGAGAUACUCCUCAUGCUCCUGCUGAGCCCUAA
Paramormyrops kingsleyae is the source of this 2637-nucleotide messenger RNA. The record is from RefSeq and is a predicted model, not a curated record. NCBI's taxonomy places the organism in Eukaryota, Metazoa, Chordata, Actinopteri, Osteoglossiformes, Mormyridae.